AUGGUGGCGCUCCGAUUGUAUCCAAAUUUGUAUUUGUUGUUCACUCUGAAAUCCGUCAAAUUUCGAAGGACCUUUUUCUCGCCGUCGUCAUCAAUAUUACCACACACCAAACCUAGAUUUAGAAAUCUUUCUAUGUCUGCCAAGUCAAUUGAGCAAAACGACAUUGCUGCAAAUCUUUCUUCCACUUGGGUUGCCCAGGAGGACUCUCCUCUUUCAGGGUUGGAUGAUGUUGUGAUGGGAUAUAUGUUUGGCAAGAAAAAGGCUACCGAAGUUGCUCACUCGGUGUGGAAACAUGUUGUCCAGAAAGGGGAUGCGGUUGUUGAUGCCACUUGUGGAAAUGGGUACGACACCUUGGCAAUGCUCAAAAUGGUUGCUGAUCAAUCAAAGAGAGGUCGUGUUUAUGGAAUGGAUGUUCAAAAAGUUGCUAUAGAAAGCACUUCAUCUUUGUUAGAUCAAUCAGUCAAUUCAGAUGAGAAAGAACUUGUUGAGCUAUACAGCAUGUGUCACAGUAAAAUGGAGGAAAUUGUUCCAAAGGGCGUCACAGUGAGGUUAGUUGCAUUCAACUUAGGUUACCUUCCAGGAGGUAACAAAAAGAUAAUGACUGGCUCGAAAACGACCCUACUAGCAUUGGACGCUGCAAAGAGAAUACUAGCACCUGGAGGGCUCAUCAGCAUAGUGGUGUAUGUGGGGCACCCUGGUGGAAGGGAGGAGUUUGAGGCAGUCCAAGCUUUCGCUUCUGGAUUACCUGUUGGAAAUUGGAUGUGCUGCAAGCUUGAAAUGUUAAAUCGGCCAUUGGCCCCAGUACUUGUUUUGUUACUCAAAAGAAAAGGAUGA
Ilex paraguariensis (yerba mate) is the source of this 834-nucleotide messenger RNA. NCBI's taxonomy places the organism in Eukaryota, Viridiplantae, Streptophyta, Magnoliopsida, Aquifoliales, Aquifoliaceae. The record is from the annotation of a GenBank genome assembly.